This is a messenger RNA of Pipistrellus nathusii (Nathusius's pipistrelle), 1236 nucleotides long. Lineage: Eukaryota; Metazoa; Chordata; Mammalia; Chiroptera; Vespertilionidae. The record is from the annotation of a GenBank genome assembly.
AUGUCAGUGGGCUGUGCCUGUCCUGGUUGUUCCUCAAAGUCAUUCAAGCUGUACUCACCGAAGGAGCCCCCGAACGGCAACGCCUUCCCUCCCUUCCAUCCCGGCACCAUGCUAGAUCGGGAUGUGGGCCCAACUCCCAUGUACCCGCCUACAUACCUGGAGCCUGGGAUUGGAAGGCACACACCAUAUGGCAACCAAACUGACUACAGAAUAUUCGAGCUUAACAAACGGCUUCAAAACUGGACAGAGGAGUGUGACAAUCUCUGGUGGGAUGCUUUCACAACUGAGUUCUUUGAGGAUGAUGCCAUGCUAACCAUCACUUUCUGUCUGGAGGAUGGACCAAAGAGAUACACCAUUGGCCGGACCCUGAUCCCACGCUACUUCCGCAGCAUCUUUGAGGGUGGUGCUACCGAGCUGUACUAUGUGCUUAAGCACCCCAAGGAGGCAUUCCACAGCAACUUUGUGUCCCUCGACUGUGACCAGGGCAGCAUGGUGACCCAGCACGGCAAACCCAUGUUCACCCAGGUGUGUGUGGAGGGGCGGUUGUACCUGGAGUUCAUGUUUGAUGACAUGAUGCGGAUAAAGACGUGGCACUUCAGCAUCCGGCAGCACCGGGAGCUCAUCCCCCGCAGCAUCCUUGCCAUGCAUGCCCAGGACCCCCAGAUGUUGGAUCAGCUCUCCAAAAAUAUCACACGCUGUGGGCUGUCCAAUUCCACUCUCAACUACCUCCGACUCUGUGUGAUACUUGAGCCCAUGCAGGAGCUCAUGUCCCGCCACAAGACCUACAGCCUCAGCCCUCGCGACUGCCUCAAGACCUGCCUUUUCCAGAAGUGGCAGCGUAUGGUAGCACCCCCCGCGGAGCCCGCCCGGCAGCAGCCCAGCAAACGGCGGAAACGGAAGAUGUCAGGGGGCAGCACCAUGAGCUCGGGGGGUGGCAACACCAACAACAGCAACAGCAAGAAGAAAAGCCCAGCCAGCACCUUCGCCCUCUCCAGCCAGGUACCUGAUGUGAUGGUGGUGGGGGAGCCCACCCUGAUGGGCGGGGAGUUCGGGGACGAGGACGAGAGGCUCAUCACCCGGCUGGAGAAUACCCAGUUUGACGCGGCCAACGGCAUUGACGACGAGGACAGCUUUAACAACUCCCCUGCCCUGGGCGCCAACAGCCCCUGGAACAGCAAGCCUCCCUCCAGCCAAGAGAGCAAAUCGGAGAACCCCACGUCACAAGCCUCCCAGUAA